AUGGCAACCAUGGUGAACAUGAAUAGCCUCCUGAACGGAAAAGACUCUCGUUGGCUGCAACUCGAAGUGUGCCGCGAGUUCCAACGCAAUAAGUGCUCGCGACCCGACACUGAGUGCAAGUUCGCGCAUCCUCCGGCCACCGUUGAAGUGCAGAAUGGAAGAGUCACCGCUUGCUAUGAUAGUAUCAAGGUAUUAGUCAAUCCAGCUAUAAAUAGAGCUGAUAUAUUUGCGAUGAAGUCCGCCAUCUUAGUGCAAAUUGUCACCACAUGUACCAAACGCAAUCGAGAGCUGAUCAAACAAGCCGCCCUCGCCCGCAUCCCGCCGCGACGCGAAAACGUCUCUCGUGAU
Brenthis ino (lesser marbled fritillary) is the source of this 348-nucleotide messenger RNA. The record is from the annotation of a GenBank genome assembly. Lineage: Eukaryota; Metazoa; Arthropoda; Insecta; Lepidoptera; Nymphalidae.